Molecule: messenger RNA, 2991 nt
Organism: Drosophila mojavensis
Lineage: Eukaryota; Metazoa; Arthropoda; Insecta; Diptera; Drosophilidae
Product: protein teflon
Exons: 4
Coding region: 111-2300 (729 amino acids)
Source: RefSeq, a predicted model, not a curated record
GAUAGCUAAGUACAGUGGCUUUCAUACUCGAUCAUCCCGCGUUUUCAGUUCGCAUUGUUAUUCAGUUAUUGCUUUUAAAAUUACAAACAAAACAAUAGCUAUAAAUAAAGAUGAGUUGCUUUUUCAAUUCGCUUUCGGAUGGCUGUGUGACUUUCGAAAAGUGUGGCGAUGUGAUCGUUUCACCGCAAGACAAUAUGAUUGGGAUGUUUUGUCGUUUUUGUUCUGACAUUUACACAAAUCUGUCGGAGUUUCUGCAUCAUUUGCAGUGGAUGCACAGCGAUGUGCUUAGAUUUACCAAAGCACAUAAUGUCUAUAGCAUGGAAGAACUAAUGUCUUCCACCGACACACAGAACGAUGUUCAUUUGCAAGCAAAUAGCAGCAGCAGCAGCAGUAGCGAUUCCGGAAUGCCAGCUGAUGCGGCAGAUGCAACAGACGCAUCAACUGGAUGCUUGAGUAGCGUCAUUAGCUGCACAAUGGAAAGCGAUGCAAUAGCGAGCAUCGUAAUGAAUAAAAAUAUAUUGAAAGCCUUGGCCACCUAUGAAGUGGACUACCAAGAAACGAAAGCCAGCAAGAAAACAAAUUCACCCAAAAAUGUUUUGCAGUGGCAAGCGGAAGUGGAUAAUUGCCUGCCGGUAGCUGAUCAAGCAAAAGACGUCAUAGCGGAAGUGGAGGCCAUGUUGUUAAACUCUGAGCCACGAGCUGAGGAAUCAUCAGCUCCCAAAAAACCAAAGCUUCAGUCUGAAGAUUGCUCCGAUCAUAAAUUGCAAUUGAAACAAAAUCCAGAUUUUGAGCUCUCCAAACCUAGUUCAGUAGACCUAACCGAAAAGCCCAUCCAAUCCAUUGAGGAGCACAAAUCAAAGCGUGGAAGACCACAAACGGAAACUAAAAACAAAACACAGAAACCUGAAAAACCAAAGUUGGCUUGCGAUUAUAAAAGUUAUGCUAUUUCGCGCUCUGUGCGCAAGCGAGAGCAGCAACAGCGUUUGCAAAUUAUUAAGAAACGCAUAUUUAGCUCGUUAAAAAGCGAUUUCCGUAGGACAAACCGGGUGCCAUUUAAGCCAACUAAAGAAUUCAAUAUCAUUGAAGAUCACUUGCUAGUAAAAGCUAAAAAUAUAGCAAAGCAAAAGGAAUCUUUAAUUAGAGACCAACUUGCCCAAAUCGACCGAAAGAAGCAGAUAUCGUCCACAAAAUUAAAUCUUCAACUUGAAGCUAAGACAACCCUUCCAGUCCGCCAUGCAAAACUUAAAUCUGAGUCGGAAAACUGUUCGAAUCCCAAUGAAAACCAUCUUGAGACGCUUACGAAGAAUCAUGCCAAAGAGACACAAUCAUCGACAAUUGAAGCUAAUAGACAGAAGACAAUGCCAGCUCGGCCAGCAAAAACCGUCGAGCAUAGUAAGGUAGAUACAACCGAGAACGAGAAGAAAGAUUCUGCAAAUGUUGUAUUUGAGACACUGUGUAAGAAAGCGGAACAAAAUACAUCUAACAGAGUCUCACUGAAUUUCGAUUUAUCCGAAAGCGCCGUAGAGUUUCUCCAAAGCGAACUACAAACUUCAUUGGUGAAUGCGGAUAGCUUGCUGGAAUUGGCUGUUCCUAACAAUGCGCAAUGCAACAGCAAUGCCUCUGACACUUUACCUAAUGCAAUACCAAGCGAACAGCAACAGGUACAGAAGCUAUUGAGCACACAGACGGAGCAGGAAAAAGCAGAAAUUAAAAUCAAUUCAGUAGACAAAGAUCUACGCAACGAUAUGACCCUCCUUAAAGCAGUUGGGCUAUCCAUCAUAAAGAAUGCAGAUUUUGAGGAAGUAAAACCGAUUGAAUUCGUCGAUUUAAUACGAGGAAAAGCAGCUAAAUUUGCUAAUAUGCUGCGGCAAUAUACUACUGUUUGGAAUCGCAAGAGAUUUAAUACACAACUUACACAGAAGGUCCUCAAGGAACUGCUUCUUCUCACAGAGGAGACGAAUGCGGAAUUUCAAUUCAACUUGGAUGUCAGCGAAGUGAAGCGCAUUUUAAAUUUAAUCAACACCUGGCAUGCACAACAAAUCGAUCUUAAGUUCUUCAAAAAGGUCACGCUGUCUAGUGCAGUUGAAUUUUAUCUACAGCUGUUCGCCUUUCUGCCCAAGAUAAAUAGUCGGGUGUAUUAUUGCGAGUGGUGCGACGAAAGCAACAGCAACAAAUCGCGCUAUGAGAAACAUCGUAUAACCCAUCUGUCCCGCUACGCCUGUCCACAGUGCAAGCGAGGUUUUAAGAAACAAGGCUAUCUGUUCAAUCAUUUGCGCACUAUGCACGGCCUGAAUCAUUAGAGUUGUGCCAUAAACCAAAUUUAUUAAGUUUUCAACUAGUUACUAGUUAAAUCUUGGUAUAUUAUAUUUUGUUUAACAUGCUUUGUACUUAGACGAAUCAUUAUUUAAUUUUGUUUGAAGUGUCAUAAAUAUGGAAAGUAUGUGCCAUAAGUUUUAUAGUAUUUAUGCUAAGCUAAAUGGAAAUUCAUUAUAAGAAUUCAGAAACUAGAUCAGAGAUCAUUUGUUAAGCAAAAUUUUUGCUAGUAUUCUUUAGACGUCAGAGCUAAAGAAUAUUGUAAUUUCUUUAUCCUUAUCAAGGAUUCUAUAUAUAUUUUACAUGUUAACCUUGACUCGGAGUAAUGCAGUUAUCAUGGAAGGAAUAACUUGUAUCUUUACGAUUAAUGCAAAGUUCGAGCUUAUUUAACUUUUUGAAUAAGGAUCUUAAAACAUUGUCUAACAUACUCUUUAGUUACUAUGAAAAAGUGUUACAUUUAUGUCGAGAAACCAUUAUAUUAUCAUAUAAAUAUAUAUAUUUGAGUAUUGGACGAUACUUAAAUUCAGAAAGGUUUUUGUUUUGACUUUUCAGUCAUAAAUUGUCAAACUCACAUUGGGAAAUAACAAUAUUACAAGAAAGAUUGAUUAAACUUAAUUUACAUGAUAAGCAUUUUGAUGAAUACUUUAUUUGAAUAAUAUCAAAACAUACUGCAAUGUA